Messenger RNA from Malurus melanocephalus (red-backed fairy wren), 2977 nucleotides. RefSeq names its product ectonucleoside triphosphate diphosphohydrolase 8-like. The coding region runs from base 463 to 1953 and encodes 496 amino acids. Gene Ontology annotation, biological process: nucleoside diphosphate catabolic process. Lineage: Eukaryota; Metazoa; Chordata; Aves; Passeriformes; Maluridae. The transcript is spliced from 10 exons. Gene Ontology annotation, molecular function: GDP phosphatase activity; UDP phosphatase activity. Gene Ontology annotation, cellular component: plasma membrane. The record is from RefSeq and is a predicted model, not a curated record.
AUGGAUGAUCACAUCCCUCAGCCUCGCUGCGACGCUGACAGACACCGAGCAUUUCCUGCUGCCCGGCUGGGAUGGUCAGCCCCAAACUAACACCAGUUGCUGGGGCGUGGUGCCCGACACAAGGGGACAGUGCCACAGCCCCCUGUGUGCCACAUCCUCGUGUGUGCCACCCCCAGUGCCUCGCCUGCAAGUGGCUUUGCCAGUGCUUUGCUGCUGCCUUUGGGACGAGCCAGCCGUCAACACRUCCCAGCAUUACCUGCUCCUGUGAGCUGCCGGUAUUUUAUUCUAAUACUGCUUUUCCCACGAAGAGAGCUGACUAUUCACCAGGAUUUCUGAGYGGCACAGCUUGAGACAGGCGUCACCUUUCAGAGUGGAUGUCCCUGCAGCUUUCACUGGCACCAUUGUUCCCAGCUGUCCAAGCACCUUUCUGCCCUGUUUGGGUUUUCAGGAGCCUUCACCCCAAUGCUGGCUAAGAAGAAGCCCUUCACCAGUGCCAUUGUUGGGGUGCUGGUGUCACUCUCCAUCAUCGCCCUGAUUCUCAGCCUGGUGAGGGUUGAAGAUGUGACGCUGCCACCCACGGUCAAGUAUGGGCUGGUGUUUGACGCGGGCUCAUCUCACACCUCUCUGUUUGUCUACGAGUGGGAUUCAGACAAGGAGAAUGACACUGCAGUGGUCAGCCAGACCUUGUCCUGUGAUGUCCAGGGGCAAGGCAUCUCAAGCUAUACCAACAAUCCCCCUGAAGCUGGCAAUUCCUUAAGGGAGUGCCUGCAUAAAGCCCUGGUGGCUGUUCCUGCCGAGAAGCAGAGGGAUGUCCCAGCUUAUCUCGGAGCAACGGCUGGCAUGAGGCUGCUGAGGGAACAGAACAGCUCAGCAGCAGAGCAGGUCCUGGCUGAAGUCGCCAAAACCAUGCAGGAGUAUCCUGUGGCUUUCAAAGGGGCUCAGAUCCUUUCUGGAGAGGAGGAGGGGGCUUAUGGCUGGAUCACCAUCAACUACCUGCUGGACUCCUUCACCAAGUACUCCCCCAAAGCACACAUGUGGCUCCGUCCAGAGGCAGCCAACAUUUUUGGGGCACUGGACCUUGGAGGAGCAUCCACUCAAAUCACCUUURUGCCCAAAGGUUCAGUGAUGAGCCAGAAUAAAGGCCCUGAGUURACCCUGUACGGGUACAGCUACAACAUCUACACCCACAGCUACCUCUGCUACGGGCAGAACGAGAUGCUGAAGCGGCUGGCGAAGGAAUUAAUCGUGGAGUCRUCCCCCAGCACACGAGUCCACCACCCCUGCUACCCAAAGGGCUACAACGAGACCGUCCCGGUGUCCUCGUUCCGUGCCAGCCCCUGCACCGACAGCAGCGACCCGCGCCUGCCCCGGGGCGACAUCAAUGUCACCCUGGAGGGCAGGGGCAAUGCCAGCGGCUGCCGAGCAGCCAUCAGGAAGCUCUUCAACUUCUCCGCGUGUGGCCAGAGCCAGGAAUGCACCUUUGACGGCGUCUACCAACCCCCGCUCCGGGGACAGUUCAUUGCCUUCUCUGCCUUUUACUAUAACUUCAAGUUCCUGAACCUGACGGAGGGGCAGCCACUGGCCGUGGUCAGRCAGGCCAUUGAGGAGCUCUGCACGAGGAGCUGGGAGGAUUUAUCUUCCAGCUACCCMAAAGAGAAUCCCAAGAGACUGCCUAAGUACUGCACCAACACCAAUUACAUCCUCAUCCUGCUCCUCCACGCCUACAAAUUCAACGAGACCAGCUGGAACAACAUCAUCUUCCAGAUGAAGGUGGGGAGCGCCGACGCGGGCUGGACACUGGGGUACAUGCUGAACCUCACCAACAUGAUCCCAGCCGAGGCCCCAGCCAGCCUGAAGGGACACAUGCCUUCCCUGUGGGCUGCRGCCAUCACCUUCAUCAUCCUCACGCUCAUCCUGGGGCUAGCUGCCCUGCUCCUGCUGCUGUGGGCGUAGUGCCGUGUCUGGGAGCUCAGCAGGGAUGAAGCUGGGCUGCAGGGCCGUGCUGGAGUUCUGGUGCUCCUGCCUGCUGAACACACCCACCCACAGAGCUGCACGGGACCGGGGGCAGCCGUGCCAUGGCCUGGCCCCAGCGUGAGGCAGGCUGCCACAGCACCCGGUGGGAGCAGCCAAUUCCAUGUGCCUCCCAUCACUGCCCUGCCUCUUACAGACACAGCUCCAUCCCACYGGGGCCAUGGGACAGUCCCCCAGUGACAGGCUGGUGGAGCACAGUGCGGGCACCUGGGGACAGGGGGCUCUGUGGAACGCUUGGUCUGACGCAGUCACCAUGGGCCAGGCAGGUCCCUGGCAGGUCUGACGUGGUCACCAAUGGCUGAGCAGGUCCCUGGCAGGUCUGACGUGGUCACCAAUGGCCAGGUGGGUCCCUGGCAGGUCACCAAUGGCCGGGCGGUUCCCUGUCCUAACCCUAACCCUGAGGAAUGCUCUGUGGUGCCCAGCUGGCCCUGCGGAAGGGCUGGGGCUUACAUGGACAUGGUCUUGGAGAGAGAAGAAAAACUGAGCACCUAAAGCCAGAAGUGUGGUCCAUGCUCCUCCACAAAGUCCAUCUCAUCUCAUCUCAUCUCAUCUCAUCUCAUCUCAUCUCAUCUCAUCUCAUCUCAUCUCAUCUCAUCUCAUCUCAUCUCAUCAUUAGCUUCUUACGGCAUGUCAUGUCAUCUCAUCAUCUCAUCUUCCUUUUUGCCUUCUGGAAUGAAGGCAUUGAUUCUCCUCAGUGCCCUCCUGGAGACAGCACUGUCCCACCAGCAGAAGGCCUGGACUCUGUGGGUGUCAGGAUGAGGCUCCAGCAGGCUGUGAGUCCUGCCCUGCAUGUGGCCUUUGCCUUUGGUUCUGCCCURUGGAUGAUUCACACUGUUGUUUGCGUUCCCACAGCAAGGGGCAGACCUUUAGUGUCCCUGUGGAAUGCUCUUACCACCCAAAUAAACACUGGCAGCACRUGGGGACAUGCCUAUUACUUUGCUCCCAG